Cebus imitator (Panamanian white-faced capuchin) is the source of this 679-nucleotide messenger RNA. RefSeq names its product glycosylphosphatidylinositol anchored molecule like (gene GML). The record is from RefSeq and is a predicted model, not a curated record. Lineage: Eukaryota; Metazoa; Chordata; Mammalia; Primates; Cebidae. The coding region runs from base 42 to 518 and encodes 158 amino acids. The transcript has 4 exons.
AUCGCUGCAGGCUCCGAGGGAGCAGGCUCCUGCAUGAAGUGAUGCUCCCCUUUGCCUUGCUCGUAGCCGUGGGGAUCCCACUGGUGGCAGCCAAUGUCAGCGUGAGUCCUCAUUGGACCUAUAGUUUGAAAUGCCAUGACUGUGCGGCCAUAAACGACUUCAAUUGUCCCAACAUUAGAGUAUGUCCGUAUGAUAUUAGGCGCUGUAUGACAAUCUCCAUUCGCAUAAACCCUCGUGAACUACUUGUUUAUAAGAACUGUACAAACAACUGCACAUUUGUAUAUCCAGCUGAACAGGUUCCUGAAGCCCCAAGAAAACAGAGCAAAGUGAAUAGCUUCUAUUGGGUUCGUUGUUGUAGUUCCAUGUCUUGCAAUGCAGGAGGACCUACUAAUCUUGAAAGGGACAUGAUACCUGAUGUAACAAUUGAAGAGGAGCUUCCAGAAGGAACUGUGCGGUUGGGGGAGUCAAAACUAUUCCUGAGCUUUGCCUCUAUCAUAGUCAGCAGUAUACUGUCAUGAGGACCCCUCCUUGGAGAGUCUGACCAUCUUCACCCAUUCCACAGAGAAAUGUUGCUCUCCAUUAUUCCAUUGUAAGCCAGGGACACUUAUGCACUGCUCCUAUAGGUGGCCCAUUUAUGGUUUGUUGUAAGAGAAAAAUAAAGAAAAUUAUUGUUUAGUGG